Messenger RNA from Metopolophium dirhodum (rose-grain aphid), 672 nucleotides. RefSeq names its product putative nuclease HARBI1. The record is from RefSeq and is a predicted model, not a curated record. The transcript has a single exon. Lineage: Eukaryota; Metazoa; Arthropoda; Insecta; Hemiptera; Aphididae. The coding region runs from base 1 to 672 and encodes 223 amino acids.
AUGGAACUGAAAGUGAAGUUUUAUGGAUUAGCCUGUUUCCCAAAAGUAAUAGGUGCAAUAGAUUGUACCCACAUCAAAUUACAAUCUCCAUCGAGAGAAUAUGGGGAACAAUACAGAAAUAUAAAGAGGUAUUUUCCCUUAAAUUUACAAGCUUUGGUUAAUGCAAAUUUGGAGUUUUUGGAUGUAGUGGCACGUUGGCCCGGCUCAGCACAUGACAUCAAUAUUUUUGCAAAUAGCAGGCUCAGGGCAAGAAUGGAACUCCACGACUUUAAAGAUUGUGUGAUUUUGGGAGACGCAGGCUAUGCAUUAUCCCAUUACUUACUAACGCCUAUAGCAAAUCCAACAACCAAGGCUGAAAGAUUGUACAAAGAAUCUCAGAUUAGGACUCGUAAUGUGGUGGAACGGACAUUUGGAGUCUGGAAACGAAGAUUCCCUGUCUUAUUUUUUGGACUCCGUUUGAAAAUGGAAACAUCAAUGGCAGUUAUUCAGUCAUGUGCCAUACUUCACAACAUUGUUUGCUUGGCAAAUGACCCACAACCACCAGAUGAGGUUGAAAAUAUCACAGAUUUAUUAACCAAUGAAUUAGUGGAUAUAGAAGAUGCUAUACAGCCAGAACAUAAUAAUUGUCGUCUGAGAAAUGCUCUUAUAGCAGAACAUUUUGGUCUCAUGUGA